Messenger RNA from Melampsora larici-populina 98AG31, 1311 nucleotides. RefSeq lists its product as uncharacterized. The record is from RefSeq and is a predicted model, not a curated record. Gene Ontology annotation, cellular component: microtubule organizing center attachment site; chromosome, centromeric core domain; mitotic spindle pole body. Gene Ontology annotation, biological process: nuclear inner membrane organization. The transcript is spliced from 4 exons. NCBI's taxonomy places the organism in Eukaryota, Fungi, Basidiomycota, Pucciniomycetes, Pucciniales, Melampsoraceae. Bases 1 to 1311 code for a protein of 436 amino acids.
AUGAAUAAUUCUCAGUCGAACCUAUCACCUCAACGGAAAGCUCAAACUUCUCACUUUUUAACUACACCUGGUGAUCAUCUUACUCGUUCUGAACAAAACCUUGAAUCUGAAACACCAUUCUGUCGAACCUGCACUGCAAACCAAGCUCUACAAAUGAAUUUGUUAGCCAAUUAUCUUCCAAAUGAAACUGAAGAUGAUCAUCUAAGUGGGAGUAGUAAAGCAGGAACCAGUUCCGAGAUGCGACGACUUUUAGAUGCGCUUCCACAAUACAAAGAGUCAUUAGAAGCUCGUUAUCCAGUUCUAUGCUCCGAAUGUUCACCAAAAGUUUCAGCUAUCAUUCAAAAAAGGAACUAUAAAUCCAAGGCAUACGUACUACACAGCUCAGCCCGUCGUCUUUCACAACUACCCUCUACUCAUCAUCUGAACACCGAUACUCGACCAGAAAUUAUCUCUCCCUUUAAUCGUGUUACAUUUCAGAGACCUCUCAUUAAGGGUAUGGGAAGUAGACUUUGGAUUCUUCAGGAAUGGGUUUGGCGGUUACGUGGGGUUUUGUGGAUGUUUAGUCAUUUAUCUGGAGUGUUGUGCUUCAAUGCAGUUGCCUACAUACUUCGACUAUUUUCUCUCCUUUUGACUCAAGAGCCCUUUUUAUCAUACCUUCGAAGAUCGAGGUUGUGGGUUCCGGAUCUUGUUUCUUUAAGGAAUCCUCGAACUUUUGGAAUCAUUAGCAUCACUUUGGCCAUGCUUUUUGUUAGCUGUUUAUAUUCACUUAGAAUCGAUUCUCCUAUCAGGUUGACAUCUACCAAGAAAUCCAACGUUCAAUCUACUCUGAGACCAAAACUACCUAUACCUAAACCAGUCUCAGACGAAGAUCUGUUCUCUACCCUUUCACUAAGCGCUUCCCAAAAUAUAUCGGCAAAUCAUAAACCUAAACUUGAUAUAAACCAGAACAACUCUAAUCACGAAACACCAAUCUUUGGUAAAUCUACUGCAUUAUCCAAUCCGUUAAUUGGAACAUCUCAUCAAAUUGAAGAAACAUCAGAAAAUGAAUUUGGAAAUAUGGAUUGGGAACCUAUCAACACACCUAAACCUUUUAAUGAAUCAGUUUUACUUCAUCCUCAAACCUUUUUACCACCUGUUAAUCAUAGGGAUGAAAUUGGAAUUGAAGAUAUGUUCAAAGAAAGUUUUAAUGUUAGUUGUAAUGAAAACAACGAAAAGGAUAAGAAAAGGAACAAAAGUUUAAGUUGGACUGAUUGGAUUCCUGGGGGAUUUUUGAGGAGAGGUGCGCAUGGAAGUAAAGCAAAGGAUAGGUAA